GUGCUGUUCGUCGGUGGUCGGGGAGAUUUUGUUACGGGCAUAAACCCAAUCUGUGAAAAUUGUGCAAAUAAUAAUUAAAAACUAGCUCAAAGCACAAGACUCUCUCUUCCUUUGGAGCACUGCACGAACGCAAAAUAACGGAUGAAACUCAACUGUAAAAGUGAAGUGAAAAAUCCAGCAAUAACGCAAUACGUAAACAAACAAAAUCAAAUAAACACGGAGAAUUAAACAUUAGACAAACAUUUUUGUAAGUGAAACGAAACAAUUUUGCAAAUCAAUUAAAACCAUUGGUUGUGUGUUGGCAUGUUCAGUGUGUUCGAUGCCGGUGCGGUUAAGUGUCGUCUAUGGCCGAAUCCGUUAAAAGUCAAUCGCUCUCUGCAUUGACGGAGGGGCAGCACGACGGUAGCACGACAGCAGCGACAAAAGCAACAGCAACAACAGCCGCCAAUAGCAGUGCUUCUGCCACAGUUAAUACCAAUUUAAACCACGGAUCGCAUAAACAGCGCCGCAACAACAACAAUAGAAGCCAUAAUCGAAACAAAAAGAGCUCCACCGCCGUAACAGCAACAACCAAUAAUAAUUAUAAAAAUACCAGUGCUGUCAACGCCUCCGUCGCAGUCGGAGUCGCUGCAGCCGCAUCAGUAGCAGUCUGCCAAGCCGUCUCCUCACGCCGUUCGCGCAGUCAAGGUCGCGUGAGCAGCAGCAGCAAGCAGAAUCAGGAGACGACUCAGCUUGCUAAGCGGUCGUCCGCUUUUCGAGUGACCAGCUCGCGUUCGCCCUCAUCGCAGCGAACGCUAAAAGCGAUCAAUCGAUAUCGCCGGGCAAUCGCAAGCGUCAGCAUCACCCUCACCAGCAGCAGAAGCAGCAGAAAAGCAGCAGCAAGAACAGUAAUAACAAGAAGGAUAAACCCAAUCGUAGCAGCCAACAAUCGGCACCCGGUGGUGAUCCGUUGGUGGAGAUUCCAACGCCGCCCAAGAAGCGACGUCUCCACCCGACAACGCCCAAUAAAAACAACAACGAGCCCGUGUCUGAGGGAGGUGGUGGAGGAGGAGGUAGCAGUAGCAGUAGCAGCUGUUGCAACCCCAUCAGCCGUAGGGGAAGGUGAGCGAACACCACGCCAGGCUUCCGGCGGCGAUUGUGUUGCCCAACGCACUCGCUCCAAGACCGUCUCACCGGAGGAACGGCCAAGCACCAGCAGCGCAGCGGCCGCAGCACGUCAGCGACAGAUCACGAGUAGCCCCAGCAGCACCUCUUUGCCAGCAACAAUCAAGCGCAAGUCCAGCGGACCAUUGGAGAAUACCACUACUCCAUUGCGCCGGUCACAUACAACAGGAGCAGCAGCCACACGCACCGGACGCACCGGCAAUCUGCUCAACUACUACCGCAAGACGCGCAAGGUCAGUCAUAGCCGCUCCAAGCAGCAGCAGCAGGAGGACCAGCAGAAAGCCGUCAGCAGCGAGAAACGUUUGCAGGCAAGCGAUUCAGUGGGGAUUGCGUCAGCGGCAGCGGUGACUGCAGCGGCCAUUGAAGCCACGUCCAGCAGCACCGAAACGUCGAAGAAAUCGCCGUCGUCGUCUUCGUACACCAUUAUCAAGCACGGGAAGAAUCGCAAGAGCUUGCGCCAUUCUCGCCAGCAGAACCUGGUGGAGGCCGGGGGAAUUGAUCAGGAGUUGGAUAAGAAGGACGGAAAUCUGGACGUUGAUAGCCUGCCUCUCCCGAGCACGUCCGCGGCGGACAGCGCCGAGGUCAAGCCAACGUCGUCAACGACUGGCGCCGAGGGAGUAAACAGUUUUGAGGCGUCCAAUUCGGAGGACACUUCGGAGGAUCAGGACGACGAGGAGGAGGAGGACGAAGAAGAGGAGGAGGAGGUGGGUUUCUACGAGUUUGCAAACUCUGCCGACUCUUCGUACGAAGAGGACGCCCAGAUCGUUGCCGAGGAGGACGAGAUAACUGAGGACGAGGACGUCGACGACGACGAGGAGGACGACGAUAUUGAAGAGGACGAGGAUCUCGAGGAGGAAGACAUCUCUGAGAGUGAAUUUGCCCAGCAACUAAUUGGAGAACUUGGUGGGGCAGGACCACCACCGGCACUGUACCAACAGCAGCAGCAGCCGCCACAGUUGACUCGGUACACGGGUGGUGGAGGAGCCACAGCUACAGCGACAGCAGCCACAUUUGUGCCACCGCCACAGCAACAGAGCUACAAUCAGCAGCAACAGCAGCAGCAGCAGCAGUCGUCCCUGCGACGCAGUUCACGAGGCAAGACGGGUUCCUGUGUGAGUUCGGCGGCAGCGGCACAGCAGCAGCAACACCAUCAAUCACACGGCAACGCUGCUGCUGCUUCUGUUCAACAACAACAACAGCAACAGGCACACCAACAGCCGCAGUUGCUGCCACCGCCGGGCACCUAUCAGUACCAGCAAGUAGGUGGCAACACCGUUGUUGUGGCCGUGCGACAUCAGCAACAGUUGCAGCAACAACAACAACAGCAGCAGCAGCAGCAUUUGGCUCUUCAACAGCAACAGCAGCAGCAGCAGCGUGCCACAAUCGUGCAACCGGGAUUCCUCUUCAGCUAUCGGAGUAAUCAUCCCCAACAACAUCCGCCGCAUCCUGCACAGCAGCAGCAGACACAAACUCAACAACAGACGCAGACAACUCAACAACAGAUCCAUCAGGGGCCCAAAGCGACGCAUAGCAGUGCUUCGGAUGCUUUAACCUAUAGUUUGAUGGCACAACAACCGCCAAGUGGACCGCCGCAUGCAGGUGGACAGCAAGUAACGACAGGUUCCAACUCGACAAACCUCAGUAUUGUUGCGGCUGCCCUGAGUGCCGCCCGUGACGUUCGUGAAUCCAUUGCCGGCGGAGGAGGAAGCAGCGGUGGUGGUGCGGCAGCAGCAGGGUCUGCAACAGGAAGUGGAUCGUCAGCAGGUGGAACCAGCGCGGUGGGCGCCACCAGCAGCAGCAGCGGCAGCGGCGGUGCCGGCUCAGCCAGCCAAAGCAACAAUGUAACAUCUGGCGGCGGAUCAGUGGCAGGUGGUGGCUCUGGCUCAGCAACCACCUCGACCACGAACAGCAGCAGCACCACCACCACCACCCAACAUGGAGCCGCCGACUCGGAGAGCGACGACAGCGAGGUGGGUCGCCUCCAGGCCCUGCUCGAGGCCCGCGGCCUGCCGCCGCAUCUGUUCGGAGCCCUCGGGCCGCGCAUGACGCACAUCCUCCAUCGCACGAUCGGAAACAACAGCAGCUCCAAAGCCAACCAGCUGCUCCAGGGACUGCAGUCGCACGACGAAUCCCAGCAGUUGCAGGCGGCCAUCGAGAUGUGCCAGAUGCUGGUGAUGGGCAACGAGGACACCCUGGCGGGAUUCCCCAUCAAGCAGGUGGUGCCGGCACUCAUCAAUCUGCUGCGCAUGGAGCAUAACUUUGAUAUCAUGAACAAUGCCUGUCGGGCUCUGGCCUACAUGCUGGAGGCCUUGCCCCGCUCCUCGGGGACAGUCGUGGAGGCUGUGCCCGUGUUCCUGGAGAAGCUGCAGGUCAUCCAGUGCAUGGACGUGGCCGAGCAGAGUCUGACGGCCCUCGAGAUACUCUCGCGUCGCCACAACAAGGCCAUCCUGCAGGCGAACGGCAUCUCGGCCUGCCUCACCUACCUGGACUUCUUCUCGAUCGUGGCACAGCGCGCGGCCCUGUCCAUCACCGCCAACUGCUGCCUCAACAUGCACUCGGAGGAGUUCCACUUUGUGUCCGAGAGCCUGCCCAACCUCGCGCGCCUCCUCUCGCAGCAGGACAAGAAGUGCGUGGAGAGCGUGUGCUCGGCCUUCUGCCGCCUGGUGGAGAGCUUCCAACACGACAGCAAGCGUCUGCAGCAGAUCGCCAGCGCGGAUCUGCUAAAGAACUGCCAGCAGCUGCUGCUGGUCACCCCAGCCAUCCUCAACACGGGCACCUUCACCGCCGUCGUCCGCAUGCUGAGCCUCAUGUGCGGCAGCUGCCCAGACCUGGCCAUCUCGUUGCUGCGCAACGACAUUGCCGCCACCCUGCUAUACCUGCUCACAGGCAACGCAGAGCCGGCCGCGGCCAGUGCCACCCACGUGGAACUUAUCGCCCGUUCCCCCUCGGAGCUGUACGAGCUGACGUGCCUCAUUGGGGAGCUGAUGCCGCGCCUGCCCCUGGACGGUAUCUUCUCGGUGGAUGCCCUGCUGGACAGACCCACGCUCAACACCCAGGACCAGGUGCACUGGCAGUGGCGCGACGAUCGCGGCGCCUGGCACAACUACUCGACCAUCGAUUCGCGACUCAUCGAGGCCGCCAAUCAGAGCAGCGAGGAUGAGAUCAGCCUCAGCACACUGGGACGCACCUACACCGUUGAUUUUCAUGCCAUGCAACAGAUAAACGAGGACACUGGCACCACCCGACCCGUGCAGCGUCGCAUGAAUCACAACUAUGUGGCACCCAUGGCCGCCGGACAAGAUCUGACUACAAAUUCAUCAGCGACAGCUGCCGCCGUAGCACCAGCUGCAAAUGGAGCCUCAACAUCGGCACAGGCAGCGGCAGCAGCAGCCUCUUCUGCAUCCACAUCCACAGUGACAGCAACGGCAGCCGCCACAUCUACGAGCAAUGCCAACAACAAUAAUAAUAAUAACAACAACAAUAACAAUCCACCACGAAGCCAAACGAAGCGUCGCCCCUCGCUGGACGCAAGGAUUGCCUGUCUGAAGGAGGAGCGCGGCCUGGCCGCCGAAUUCAUCAAGCACAUAUUCAACGUGCUCUACGAGGUGUACAGCUCCUCCGCUGGCCCCAAUGUGCGCUACAAGUGCCUGCGGGCACUGCUCCGCAUGGUCUACUAUGCCACACCGGAGCUGCUGCGGCAGGUGCUCAAGUAUCAGCUGGUGUCGAGCCACAUUGCCGGCAUGCUGGGCAGCAACGAUCUGCGCAUUGUGGUGGGUGCGCUGCAGAUGGCCGAGAUACUGAUGCGCCAGCUGCCCGAUGUCUUUGGCACGCACUUCCGCCGCGAGGGCGUCAUCUAUCAGUUCAGCCAGCUGACGGACCCCAACAAUCCGAUCUGCUCGAAUCCAUCGCCCAAGCCACUGAGUGCCACAGCUACACCCACCGCCAAUGCCAGUGCGGGAGGCUCGCAAUCGGCCCCCGCCUCGGCCAACAGUCUGCAGGUGAAUCCCUUCUUCAUGGACAGCAGUGCUCCGGGCGGCUCGUCGAGUGCCUCGGCCACGCCGAGCAGCAGCAAACAUCAGUCGUACAGCGUGAAGAGCUUCUCGCAUGCCAUGAACGCGCUCACGGCCAGUGCCAAGUCCGCACCAGCACCCGUUCCCGUACCCGUGCCCACUGGAUCUCUGGAUGCCACAGCCGCUUCUUCCACCUCUGGAUACAACUACAGCAGCUCGGCGCCAUCAUCAUCCUCUUCGACAGCCGCUGGACCACAGACGGCGUACUUUGUGUCCUCGCCGCAGGGUGAUCCGCGUCAAUAUGUGCACUUCCAGCAGCCGGCAGCCCCAGGCCCACCGCCGCCACAGCUGGAACUGGUGCCCAGUGGCAUCCAGCAGAUGUCCCAGGUGAUGUACACCCCAGCAGCAACGGCCAUGGGAGCACAGAACAAUUAUGCGUCCAAUCAAAUGGUUGUGGCCUCCACCAGCAGUGCCGCUGCCUCCGGCUCCACUGCAGCAGCUGGCAACAAUUCGUCAACAUCAUCCUCUUCAUUAUCGGCCACGGCACUGCAGCACAAGAUGACGGACAUGCUGAAGCGCAAGGCUCCGCCCAAGCGGAAGUCGCAGAGCAGCGGACGCGCCAAGUCCCGGCAGGAGGAUGCUGUUGUGGCAGCAGCUGCGGCCGCCGCUGCAGCAGCAGCCGCAUCAUCGGGCUCAGGAGGUGGACCACCAACUACUUCGGCCAUGCACGAUCUGCUCAGUCGCGCUACAAGUCUUGGCAGCAGCUCGGGGGGACGCGGCACGGGUAGCUCGGGCAGCGGUUCGGGCAGCUCCAAGAGUCGCUUCAAUGCUGGAAACAAUACCAGCGCCGGUUCUACGAAAUCCUCGUUCCUGGCCUCACUCAAUCCGGCACGCUGGGGACGCCAGACGGCCCACCAUCACCACCAUCACCAGCAGCAUCAGCAGCAGCAGUCGGCUCUGCAGCAUCAUGGACUGACCAAAGACUCCGGCAAUGCCAAUGCCAGCGGAGGAUCCUCUUCGGCCUCGGCCCUGGCCUACUCGGUGAGCCAGCAUGGCAGCGGUGCCGCUGGCGGAAUGAAUGCCGCCGCCGUGGCGGCCAGCAUCAGCAAGAGCAUCUCCCAUGCCAAUCUUCUGGCCGCGGCCAAUCGCGAACGGGCCCGCCAAUGGGUGCGCGAGCAGGCAAUUGACUUUGUCAAGCGCUACACGGAGCAAGAGGCACGACGCAGCAAGGCCUCCAGCGGAGGAGGCGGAGCCUCGGAGAGCAGCUCCGCAACAGCCUCGAACACACAGCUAUCGACGGCAGGCAGCACCAAUGUGCUGGAGCGUCUGUCGAGCAUUCUGCUGAAGCUGAACGGCAGCUACCACGACUGCCUCGACGCCCUGCUGGAGCUGAAGACGAUUCUGCUGGAGAGCGACAUCUCACCCUUCGAGGUGAACCACUCGGGCCUGAUCAAGGCCAUGCUCAACUACAUGACCAGCGAGUCGGGUCUGGUGGAGCGCGAUGCGCGUCUGCGCAGCUUCAUGCACGUCUUUGCAGGACUUCCCCUGGAACCCUUGACCCAGAAUGUGGGCCAGCUGCCCACUAUUGAGCCCGUGGCCUUUGGGGCGUUUGUGGCCAAGCUAAAUGGCUGCGUCACACAGCUGGAACAGUUCCCCGUUAAGGUGCACGACUUCCCAGCAGGUCCUGGUGGCAGAUCCAAUCAGAGCGCGUUGCGUUUCUUCAACACGCAUCAAUUGAAGUGCAACUUGCAGCGCCAUCCACAGUGCAGCAAUCUGCGGCAAUGGAAGGGCGGCACCGUCAAGAUCGAUCCCCUGGCCAUGGUCCAGGCCAUUGAACGCUAUCUGGUGGUUCGUGGUUAUGGCGGCAUUCGGGCCGACUCUGACGAUGACAGUGAGGAGGAUAUGGACGAUAAUGUGGCCGCUGUGGUGAUGACCCAGGCAGGCUUCAAGCACAAAUUGCAGUUUAUGAUCGGGGAGCAUGUGCUGCCCUACAACAUGACCGUGUACCAGGCCGUGAAGCAGUUCUCGCCGCUGGUCAACGAGCAGCCAGAGACCGACAAUGAGUCGGAGACGCUGCUGGGCAACGCGAGCAUCUGGGUGCAGCAGCACACAAUCUACUAUCGUCCCGUGGAGGAGGAGGCGGCAGCAGCGGCAACAGCACCCGCCACCUCCAGCAGCAGCUCUUGCAGCAGCAGUGCCCAGAAGCAUCAUCAACAAGCGACCAGCUCCAGCUCCUCUGCCCCGAGCUAUGGCAAUGCCUCGUCGUCGUGCUCCUCGUCGGGAGCGGCGAGCGGCUCCUCCUCGAAGAAGUCGCACAAGUCGAGCAGCAAGUUCAUGCGCAAGAAGACGGAGCUCUGGCACGAGGGCAUCGCACCCUGUGUGGUGUCUGCUCUGAAGCCUUUCCUCAACAGCGUGCUGCCCGCCGAUGUGGUGACGGUGCAGGACGCCUCCCUGGACGCCCUGUGCAUGCUUCGCGUCAUCCACGCCCUCAACCGCCAUUGGGAGCAUCUUUAUGGCUGUGUGGUGCGCCAGAACAUCAUUCCCCAGUCGGAGUUUGUGCACCCUAAGAUCACGGCCAAGGCCAAUCGGCAGCUGCAGGAUCCUCUCGUGAUUAUGACCGGCAAUCUGCCACAGUGGCUGCCACAGAUCGGCAUGGCCUGCCCCUUCCUCUUCCCCUUCGAGACGCGCCAUUUGCUGUUCUAUGCCACCAGCUUCGAUCGGGAUCGCGCUCUCCAGCGCCUGCUGGACACCACGCCAGACCUGAAUGCCGCCGAAUCAUCGGAGCGUGUGGCCCCGCGUCUCGACCGCCGCAAGCGGGCCAUUUCCCGUGCCGAGAUCCUCAAACAGGCCGAGCACAUCCUCCAGGACUUUGGCCACUCGAAGGCCCUGCUGGAGAUCCAGUACGAGAACGAAGUGGGCACUGGCCUCGGCCCCACCCUAGAGUUCUAUGCUCUGGUCUCUUCUGAGCUUCAGCGCACGGAUCUGGGGCUCUGGAACGGCAGCGACAGCUAUCGCCAGAAUUCAGUGACCAUUGUGGAUGUGGUAAAGUCCAGCAGUGCUGUGCUACACAUUGAGGAUGCUCUCGAUGCGGCCACCAUGGAUCAGUCACCGCCAGCAGCUGCCACAUUAGUCAGCAGCAGCAGCACCACCACGACGACGACAACAACAACAACCCAUCAGCCGCCACAUCAUCCACAUCCCACCCGCUCCAGCGGUCGCUCGCACGCCCUGCGCAGUGGAGCUGGACAACAGCAGCAGCAGGCGGAGCACAGCUCCUCCAGUGCUGGCUCCAAUGAGAACGCUUUAAAUAUGAUAAUCGCACAGCAAAUAAGUGAUAUGGCUGCUCAGAAUCAGAAUGAUCCAGCCACAACGACGACGACGGCGACGGCUGGCAGCACAACAAACACCAACAGCACCACAGCUGCCGUAGCAGCAGCGGAGCAAGCGCAGAUGCAGACAACCACAACCACCACGACGAUGAGCUAUGUGAAUGCGGUGCAUGGCCUGUUCCCACUGCCGCUGGGCAAAUCGUCGAAGCUGCCACAAAUGACCAAAGCCAAGACCAAGUUUAAGUUCUUGGGCAAAUUCAUGGCCAAGGCUGUGAUGGAUAGCCGCAUGCUGGACUUGCCCUUCUCAUUGCCCUUCUAUCGCUGGCUGGUCAGCGAGGAGCAUUCUAUUGGCCUGGCCGAUCUGAUGCGUGUGGCACCGGAGGUGCAGAAUACAUUGGUGCGCCUGCAGGAUGUGGUGCGCCAGCGUGAGUAUCUGCUGACCGAUCCCAAUCUGGAUGCCAUGGAGAAGACGGAGAAGAUUGAGAACCUCGAUCUCGAUGGCUGUCCCAUUGCUGAUUUGGGGCUGGACUUUGUCUUGCCUGGUCAUGCCAACAUUGAGCUGUGUCGCGGUGGACGCGACACGCCCGUGACUGUACACAAUUUGCGUCAGUACAUCUCGCUGGUCACCUACUGGUUCCUCAUCGAGGGCGUACAGAAGCAGUUUGAGGCACUGCGUGAGGGCUUCGAUUCCGUCUUUCCCAUACAACGUUUGCGCAUGUUCUAUCCGGAGGAGCUGGAGUGCGUGUUCUGUGGUUCGGCCAGUGAGCAGCAGCACCAGCGCUGGGAUGCCAAAAUGCUGCAGGACAGCUGCCGUACGGAUCACGGCUUCCACCAGGAAUCUCAGGCCAUACAGCAUUUGUACGAGAUCCUCUCGUCGUACAACCGCGACGAGCAGCGCGCAUUCCUGCAGUUCGUGACGGGAUCGCCGCGUCUGCCCACCGGUGGCUUCAAGGCGCUCACACCGCCGCUGACCAUUGUGCGCAAGACCCUGGAUGGCAAUCAGAAUCCCAAUGAUUAUCUACCAUCUGUGAUGACCUGUGUCAACUAUCUGAAGUUGCCCGACUACUCCACCCGUGAUGUGAUGCGGCAGAAACUGAAAGUGGCCGCCAACGAGGGCAGCAUGUCCUUCCAUCUCUCCUAAGCAGAGCAGCAAAACACUACCAACUAAGACACCCAAGACCAGAGAAGAAUUAACCACUAAAACAACAUGGAAACAAGUCGAUAAAGGCAUACUAAAUAGUAGCCUAGUCAGCAGUCAUACAACGUCCACAAAGGGCGGUGAAAAACGGCAGCAUCAAUCUUAAAUUCGUUUCGUUGCCGUUUCUCAAUUCUAAUUUCUGAUUGAGUCGACUCCCUCUACUCUUUCGAUUUCCUUCCGAGACAUCUCCAUACACGCUUACGGCCCAGCUUCCGGCUCUUUGCUUAAAUUCAAUAUUAAUAUAUGGAUAUAUUUUGGUUAUUUCAACAUUUCGAUGGAACACGCACACAAAAAAAUACAGGAAAUUGGAGACAGAGGGACAGAAUUACAUGGAGACACUGUUACACAUACGAAAUCACACGAAAAUGUUCUUAAAUAAAUUAAAUAGUUAAAGAAAAGCGGUUGUUCGGUAACCGAUAUCCAAUUUUUCCCCCGCCACCCCACUCCAAUUACACUUCAGGGCAAUUUGUUCUUGUGAUGUGAGCUGAGCGUGUGAGGCUCGCGUUGUAGUUGAAAUUUGUUUGGGGUUUUCUUUAUGCUUAUGGUAAUCAUUUCAUUAAGUUUAUUUUUAUUUGUUAUGUCAAACAAUGUGCUCUGGCGUUUAAAUAUGAGUUUAAUUAAUUUCUAAGCAUACCUACCAUGUGCAUAAACGCUUAUUAGAACCGACGGAUCGUAGAAGAAGGGUGAUAAACGGAAUAGAAGGAAGGUAGAAGGAAUUAGAUGCAGUAGCAGACUGCUGGCGGUGGACUGGAUAGAUCUCCGAGCGCCAGGGAAAAUGAGGAUUCAGUGAAGAGAAGCAUAGACAUUUAGAGGAAAACGAGAUCCACCCUUGAGAAGUUACACUUAAAGAAUAAAUAAUAUAAUCUAAUAUAUCUUCUAAUCGAUUGAAAGAAAAUUCUGUGUUACAAAAGGAGAGCGAAGAGUGAAGGCCAGAGAAUGGAUAAUGGAGUAGUGGAUGGGCAGUGUGAUUGGAGAAGAGUGUGAGUGUUUCAUUUGUUUGUUUCACUUGCGAAGAAUCUAUGAAAAACAAAAGGCAAAAAGAAAAAGCGAAAAGAAAACGCAUCAAAUGGAGUUUAGUGUUUAGCAACUACAUCCCGCAUCCUCUUACAUCAACUAUGCAUAUAAAUUACAAGUAUAUAUAUAUAGAAAUCAAUAUAUUAUAUCGUAAAUUGUAACUUUACAUAAAUUUAUUGUACUGGAAGAACAGAAAGAGCCCCAAGCAUAGAGAGGGACGCACAUUUGGUGUGCUCCAGAAACAGCAGAAGAAAGUGAAUCAGCAGGAAAGCUAAUAAAUAAUACAGUUUAAUAUUAAUAAAA
Drosophila subobscura is the source of this 11018-nucleotide messenger RNA. It is a transcript of the gene ctrip, whose product is annotated as E3 ubiquitin-protein ligase TRIP12. NCBI's taxonomy places the organism in Eukaryota, Metazoa, Arthropoda, Insecta, Diptera, Drosophilidae. Gene Ontology annotation, biological process: proteasome-mediated ubiquitin-dependent protein catabolic process; regulation of double-strand break repair; DNA damage response. Gene Ontology annotation, molecular function: ubiquitin protein ligase activity; zinc ion binding. Gene Ontology annotation, cellular component: nuclear speck. The record is from RefSeq and is a predicted model, not a curated record.